Messenger RNA from Pseudonaja textilis, 1246 nucleotides. Lineage: Eukaryota; Metazoa; Chordata; Lepidosauria; Squamata; Elapidae. The record is from RefSeq and is a predicted model, not a curated record.
UUUGCCUUCCCUUCUUCUGUUCCAUCUUGUAUGCUCUCAGCUCAGCAAAGCACUACUCUUGCAGAAGAGUGUAGCAUAUGUAGGAAGACUUCAGCAAGAACGCCGACAAAAUCAGGAAAUGGCAGAAAGACUGCGUGGAGAAAUUGAAGAGUUGAGCACUGCCAUUGAUAAAUUCCAGCGCCAACUUCCACCUAAUGGAGCUCCUGUAUUACCUCCACAAUCAAAUCAGGCUUCUGAAUUCUAUGAAGAAUAUGUACGUCAGCGCACAUUAGAGGACUGGCGUUUUUGGAUUUUCAGUGUUAUAAUUAAGCCACUGUUUGAGAGCUAUACUACAACGGUGAACACAGGCAACAUCAAGGAUUUCUGCCAAUCGGUGAUGAACUGGUUGGAGCAACACUGCACAUUACCCAUCUUGCGGCCUGCUAUCUCUGGCUCCCUUCUGCAGCUGAGCAAAAUCACGUCAAUAUUGACUCAGCCAAGCCAUCUGCCUGGACAAGCUCUACGAGCAGUAUCUUCUCCACAGUGCAAGAGCAACAACUAGGAUGAAAAUCUGUCUUCCUUCCCCCAGAUGUUGCUAGGAAUCCAUAAGAACUUCUAACUCAGGAAAUCCCUUUAUCAUGCAAAUAAGGACAUUGUAACAAUAUUGGUGCUAGGUAUUCCAUAGCAGGGACUUUCUGGGGGCUACCUUUGGUGCUGGUCAUCACAGCAGAGCAGUGGAAGAGUAGAGGGAACAGGACAAGGUACGGAAUUGGAGUACCUCUUAGAUUGUAGAAAGAAGUCAUCAGGCAUGGCUUUAGAUCAGGGGUGUCAAACUGGCGGCCUGUGGGCUGGAUGUGUCACAUGCAGGCCAUGCCCACCCCAGCUCCACAAAGGGAAAAAAACGUCGGGAAAUGUCAUGUGACAGCAAUGUGACGCCAUGAGUUUGACACCCGUGCUUUAGAUUUUUUUUAUAGAACUGGGAAGAGUGUGGGUCUUCAUUUCCACAGUUUUCCCACCAGAGGUCAGUAAAGAUACUUAGCAUGAUUCAGUUUCUCACACAAUGUGAAAACUUAUGGCUAGCAGUCCCUAGUGCGAGUGCAUAAUUAUAGGUAGUCCUUAAUUUACAAUCAUUCAUUUAGUGACCCCACGAAGUUGCAACAAUAGUGAAAUUUAUGAUCAUUUUUCACAUGGCCAUUGCAGCAUCCCCAUGGUCACGUGAACAGAAUUCAGCCACUUGGCAACUGGCUCCUAUUUAUAGCGGUUACAG